UCUGAUAAUUUAUUAAUUUUUCCUAAUUCUUUCGAUUACCGUGUUACUCAUACAUCAUCGGUUUGCAUACCUUCCAUGCUUUCGUUCCAUUUCACCAUUUAUGCUCGUUUUCCCUUGGAUCAAGCCUCCCUUCCCACUCUGGUAUGCUGCACAAUGUUUCUCUAAGCCCACCCUUCUAUGUUCUUUCCCCUUGCCAAAUCCAGUUUCUUCCGCUAUCAUCUAGCAUUACAUGUACCCACAACCCUGGUCACAACAUUGCCUUCACCGGGCACCUGUAUAUACUCCAGCAUAUCAUACCAUAAUGUGCAUUCUAGAGGUGUGGGAACGCUGGGUGCUUUUAGACUCGCAGUGGAAGAGAUAACGGCAAAUCCUACAGUCGUCUGCCUCGUGUCAAAGCGACCAAAACGUUUAUCAUCAUGCGACCUAGCCCAGACGAAACUCUCACGCUUCAAAUUCGCGUGGCCCCAAAAAUGCAAAAAGGAUAAAAAAGGGUUGGAAUGGAAGAAACGCAGGACAGAGAAACGAUGAAAAAGAGCGGAAGCCUCAGAAGGGAGAAAUGUGGAUCACCUCGAGGUAGCCUUAAGGCGACACCGUGCAACUGGUAUCACCGAGCGGCAGGGGCGAUUAUUCUUAGAAC
Molecule: messenger RNA, 637 nt
Organism: Cantharellus anzutake
Lineage: Eukaryota; Fungi; Basidiomycota; Agaricomycetes; Cantharellales; Hydnaceae
Exons: 2
Coding region: 178-528 (116 amino acids)
Source: RefSeq, a predicted model, not a curated record